Python bivittatus (Burmese python) is the source of this 1546-nucleotide messenger RNA. Its product is annotated as histone H1.1-like. Gene Ontology annotation, biological process: nucleosome assembly. Gene Ontology annotation, molecular function: DNA binding. Gene Ontology annotation, cellular component: nucleosome. The record is from RefSeq and is a predicted model, not a curated record. Lineage: Eukaryota; Metazoa; Chordata; Lepidosauria; Squamata; Pythonidae.
UGCUUUCUUCCUAACCAUGGUCUUUGCUUUUAUCUGUACUAGGAUGGUUUUGUGCAAAUGUCACCAUCCAUCUCCCUUGCCACCUCCAGUGUGUUUGCAUUUCCAAAAUCUCCUUUCAUUCCAACUAAACGUCAUGAAUUUGUAUCUUCUGUUAUAGCUGCUUAACAGUGAGGUAACCUAAAAAAGUUAAAUCGUAGGGUCUGGUCUGAGUCAUAGGUCCUGAGAGUCAAUCUAAAGACUAGACCAUUAACCAAGAGAUACACUCAUGGACGCAUAACACACACAGAGGAAGGCAUCACAGAGUAGCUGUGAUACCACAAUCUACCAAGCAGUUCCCAUGGCAACUCUUCAGUAGUUCAAGCACCUCCUCCUCUGCUCUCAUAACUGUGGCAAAGUGAGGUGGCCUUGCACAGGAAUCCCAUCCAACAUCUUGCUUUCUGUGGAAGGCAGUCAGUCUUGAGGACUCCUGGAAGAACCAUCAGAGUAAACUAACGUGACACUCAGGAAGAGACCUCUACUAGUAGGAAGACAGGAACUGAGCCAAGCCACCCUGAAGCGUGAGGUAAUGUUGAAGAAAUAGCAGGCCAAGCCAAGCUUGAGGAAAAAUGGGUACCAUAAGUGAAAAACAGAUGGCUUUUUCCUUGAAUACUGCAGAAUCUUCAGAGGAAAGCAUUCCUGAACCAGUAUCUGCCAACUUCUUUGUCCCAAAGCUACUUCCAAAUGAACCUCAGCCCUCUUGUUCAGGCCUGCAGAUGAAACCUGCAUCUAGUUCCAAGGCAAAAGAAAGAGACAAACCUUCUUUUCCAUGGAAAUUCCUUCUGCCAAAACGUGGUAUCUCCAAGCUCAUUUUCCAAGUGGUGGCUUCCACUGAGAAACGCACCGGUGUCUCCCUCCAAGCCCUUAAGAAGAGCAUCGCAGCCACUGGCUACAACCUGGAGAAGCGGAAGAACUAUUUCAAGAGAGUCUUGAGGGCCUUGGUGGCCAAAGGAUUGUUGAGGAAGUUGACUGGCCAUGGACUGACAGGCUCCUAUGCAAUUAGCAAAAUGAUGAUGAAAGUACUGAAGAGAAGAAAGAGGAAAAGGAGGGGGAGGAGGAGGAGGAGGAGGAGGAGGAGGAUAAAGGCAUUAGCUGUCCUUAAGAAAAAGAAAGCUGCCAAGCGAAGGAAGCGGAAGAGGAGGAGAUCAAGGAAAAAGAAGGCCAAGCCUGAGAAGUCUGAUCCAUCCAACUUGGGUAGUGAAAUGUCAGUGGUGACAUGAGGUUUCCAUAGCUGAAGCUGUGUGUAAGGAAAAAGAAAAUAAAGUGCCGUAUUUCAACUGUCUAAUUUUUGUGCCUGUUAUUUGAAAUGGGGAGGGUAACACUAAGUAAGGUGUCAUGGGACAAAUCUGUAGGGAAUUCUGAAUGUAUACUUCCCUCCAUAUGUGUUACUUUUAUAUUAUGGAUGUGCUGUUUAUAAAUACUGUAGAAAUGAAAGCCAUGCUUAUCCUGUUGGAUUGAAAACUUGGAGAAAUGGUAAGAAUGAUUUUAUUUUCAUGAGUGUGUGUGUGUG